Messenger RNA from Phalaenopsis equestris, 2675 nucleotides. RefSeq names its product protein MALE DISCOVERER 2-like. Gene Ontology annotation, biological process: protein phosphorylation. Gene Ontology annotation, molecular function: protein kinase activity; ATP binding. The record is from RefSeq and is a predicted model, not a curated record. Lineage: Eukaryota; Viridiplantae; Streptophyta; Magnoliopsida; Asparagales; Orchidaceae. The coding region runs from base 688 to 2286 and encodes 532 amino acids. The transcript has 9 exons.
AACACCAUGCGAAUAGAGUUUCCAAACACAUCGCCCCAACACAGACCCUAAGUAAAUCCUUACUUGUGACGGCGUCCGAGCCCGACUCCUUAGGCGAGCUCCGCAACAGAUGCGUCUCCACAACGAAAUUACGCGGAGAGUUAUUUCUCACCGCCGGCGUUUCCUGCCCGCCGGCGACCGCCUCACUCCCAUUCCUUCUUCCCUCCCUUCGGUAGAGAGGCCGACGUCAGAAAAAGUAGUAUAUAGUGACAUUGCGUACAAGAUACGGCACCUGGAAGUCCCAUUCCCUUCUGGAAGUCAUCACUGACAGCUACGACUGGUUAAAACCCAUUUUUAUCCCCACCGUCUUCGAUCUUUUCUACCAGUCAAUGUUACGGAAAGUUACCGAUAAGAACCCCUCACUUUAUCGUGGAAUCGCUUACCAACCAAGUCUGUUGUCUUUCCCCCGAUGCUUUGACUAACGCGCAAGAACUCGACUGAAAACCUAGUUUUCUGAUACUCAUAUUGCGUUUCUGUACAAAUCUAUUACGUGGAUUGUAAUCGCGAUUGGUGGAUAGGGGAGUCUUUCAUUAGAGAUUUCGGAUAUUUCUUCCUUCUGGUGGAGAUUUAACGGAAAUCGAAGUGAGGGUUUAUGAUUAGGAAAAAUCUGGAGCUCCGGGGAUUGAGGGGUUAGCGUUUCGGAGAGAGAUGAGGGUCGGAUGGAAGCUCAAGGCGGUUUGCGCCUUCUUUUUUCUUCAGCUUUAUUGUCGUGGAUGCUUCUCCCUCGACUUCGGAGGAUUAGUGUUGUGGGCGUUUCGAUCAAGAGCGGAGAUUAAUCUCAAUGGUACUUUGCAGAACUGGGAGGCUAGAGAUGAUAAUCUAUGCAAUUGGAAAGUUGUCCAUUGUGUUUCCGGUAGAAUUUAUGUUUUGUUAAAACUGCAAGGGAAAUCUUCUCAUGAACAAGAAUGCAAGGAUGAUAAUUUGCAGGCUGACGUUGUUAAUGUUCGGCGCCGUCUCCUUCAAAAAAGUAGAAGUCUCUCAGCUGCACAUUUGACCAAUGGCCCUCCGCACACUGUUUCCAUUGCAAGUCGUGCAAGCGGUUCUUUUCCUGCGGCUCGAAGCUCAAGCGGUAAUGGAAAUAGAACAGUGCCUUCAAGGCAGAAUAAUCCUUCAUCAAUGCCUGCUCAAAGUGGCACCUUUGGUAAUUUGAAUGAUAAAUCUGCAAGCAAAAGCUGGGAAAAGUGGAUGUAUAAAGUGGUAGUCCCAACAGCUGCUUUCAUUCUUGUUGUCGGGAUGAUAUUAUUCGUAGUAUCCAGACGACAUUUCGCCGUGAUAACUCCUUGGAGAACCGGGCUCAGUGGUCAACUUCAGAAGGCGUUUAUAACAGGUGUUCCAAAAUUAAAUAAAGCAGAAUUGGAUGCUGCUUGCGAGUAUUUUAGCAAUAUCGUCAUCACCUAUCCCGGCUACACGGUGUUUAAAGGGACAUUGUCUAAUGGCGUUGAAAUAGCAGUUGUGUCGACAAAGGCUUCUUCUUUGAAGGAUUGGUCCGAUUGGUCUGAAAUGCAAUUCAGAAAUAAGAUAAAUACGAUCUCGCGGAUAAACCACAAAAACUUCAUCAAUCUUUUGGGUUACUGCAAAGAGGAAGAUCCUUUCAUGAGGAUGAUGGUGUUCGAGUAUGCACCAAAUGGGACACUUUUCGAGCAUCUUCAUGUGCCAGACUUUGAGCAUCUUCAAUGGAGUGUUAGAAUGAGGAUUAUUAUGGGAAUUGCAUAUUGCCUCCAAUAUAUGCAUAAUCUGAACCCCCCAGUAAUACACCCUAUUCUACACUCCAGCUCUAUUUUCAUAACUGAAGACUAUGCAGCAAAGAUAGCAGAUAUAGGCAUCUUCAGUGAGCCAAUUGGAAGAGGAAAAUUUUACAAAGGAGAUGGAAGAGACAACACUGAUCAUUUUACUACUUGCGAGAGUAAUGUUUACAGCUUUGGGAUUCUACUGCUAGAGAUUAUUUCUGGAAGAAUGCCAAUCUCUGAGGAAGAUGGUCUACCUAUUUUAAAUUGGGUCGCCGACAGCCUAAAAGCUAACAAUAGUGUCAAGUCUCUAGUGGACCCUGCUCUGAAAUCCAUAGAAGAAAAUGAACUUGAUGUCAUAUAUGAGGCAAUCACAGCAUGCAUCCUUGAUGAUCCUAAGAGCAGGCCGACCAUGAAAGACGUCACCGCUUUGCUUCGGAAUGUUAUCGUGAUUUCACCGCAGGAGGCUGCGCCGCGCCUCUCUCCUCUCUGGUGGGCAGAACUUGAGAUUCUUUCAGUUUAGGCAAGCUGAAAUUCUGUUUCUGCAAAAGGUUGGGUAAAUAUUUCAAAGGGAAAUUUACGUUCAUACCACUAACUGCCAAAGCUUCAUAUUUAUAUUUAUAACAUUUUGGUGCGAUAAAUCUAAGCAUGAAAAUGUUUGUUUAACUUUUUAAAAGUAGUUGUUAGUGGGUUUUGUUAUGUGAGAUUAAAGAUUUGAGUGUUAUGCAUGUAAAUAUUAAAGUUUGUAUGUUAGAUAUGUAAAUACAUAAGAAUUAUGUGGGAUGUAUGUAAAUGCCUGUAUUUCAUUUGUAUUAGGAAGUCAAGAUAUCUGGAAUAUUAAUCUAUUAGCCUGAUACUGUUUCUUCAUGGGGCAUUUACAUAUUCGUAUGUAUUUACGUUUCUAACCCCUAA